Messenger RNA from Myotis brandtii (Brandt's bat), 1657 nucleotides. RefSeq names its product transmembrane protein 150B (gene TMEM150B). The record is from RefSeq and is a predicted model, not a curated record. The transcript has 8 exons. The coding region runs from base 694 to 1470 and encodes 258 amino acids. Lineage: Eukaryota; Metazoa; Chordata; Mammalia; Chiroptera; Vespertilionidae.
GGGUCUGAGGGAGGAGGAGGCUGGGGGCCAGGACUCCUGGGUCUGGGGAAGCGGGUGGAGGCUGGGACCCCAACACCCAAGAUAGGGGGGGGGGUAGAAAGGAGCGGGAAAGUGCAGGGCUGCCUGUGGGCGCAGAAGUGGAGGAAGCAGCUGCUUUCUGGGAAGGCUCUCAGAUGGAGAUGUCAUCACCGAGGUCUCCCUCCCUCCCACCCAGGCCCUGCCGGCUGGGGCACCCGGCCCUCGGCCCUCCGGGAGGAAGGGAGAGCAGGGAGGGGGGUCAGCAGCUGGGGAGGAGGCGGGGUCAUGGGCCCAGAGCCAGCAGCCCGCCCACAGAAGUGCCCUUGGAAAGGGCGUGGACCUGCGGGCCUGGAUUCUGGGUCCCCUAGACGGUAGGAGCGGGGCAGUGGGACCCCCGGGAUAGGAAGGAAAGCGUUUGCUCCAGGAGGGCCUGGGGGCCUGGAUGUCUGGGUUCCCCCCCCCCCCCCCCCCCCCCCCAAAAGGAAGAGAGAGCUGGAGGCUCCGAUUGGCGGGUCGUCACUCAGGUCGUCGUGGACUUUGCUUUUCUUUGAAAGCCGCCCACUGUCCAAGCCCCACCCCCAAUCCCCAGCGUUUCCUCUCUGAGCCGUUCACACCGCCCAGUGGCCCCAGUUGCCCCCGAGGGACGGAGAGCUGGAGCCCAGCAGAGCCCUGGGCAUGUGGGGCUAUCUGGCCCUGCUGCCUGCCUUCCUGGCCCUCUGGGCUGCCACCAGCAUCUGGACUGUUUUCGCAAUCGCCGUGGCCAACAAGACUGUGAACCUGACGGAAGGCAUCCCCUAUAUCAGUCUCUGCGGAUCCUUCCCGCCCCAGAGCUGCAUCUUCAGCCAGCUGCUCAACAUGGGAGCUGCUAUGGCCACCUGGAUCUGCAUCCUCCGUUACCACCAGUUCCGGGACUGGGGCGUCGGGAAGUGGUUUAACCAGCUGAUCCUCUGGUCAGGGCUCCUCUGUGCCUUCGGCACCUCCGUGGUGGGCAAUUUCCAGCAAAAGAACCAGCUGGCCACGCACCUGACGGGCGCCUUCUUGGCCCUCUUCGUCGGCCAUGUCUACUUCUGGCUGCAGCUCUAUCUCUCCUGGAGGAUGAAGAGCCUGCCCCAGCCCGGGGCCCCGUGGAUCGGGCCGCUCCGCCUGCUCCUCUGCAGCCUCUGCACCGUCCUCUUGGUGACCAUGGUCAUCCUCCACACCAGCCUGCAGCGCUCCGCUGCCGCCGUCUGCGAGUGGGCCGUGGCCAUGCUGCUCUUCCUGCUCUUCGGCCUCCUGGCCGUGGACUUCUCCGGCCUGGAGGGCUGCACCCUGUGUCUCCGGCCUGGGCCCAGCCUUCUGACCCCGGCCCGGCCCUCCCGGCAGAGGACAGAGACCGAUCCCGGACUCCUCCGUGCCCCCAAGAUGCAUCGCUGGGGACGAACCUUCAGGGAUGAACCCUUGGGAUGGACUUGAAAGAACUUGCCAGGCGCCGGCCAGUGUUGCUCAAUGGUUAGAGCGCUGACCCCGGAGCCAAGGGUUGCCGGUUUGAUUCCGAUCAAGACCAUGAACCUGGGCUGCAGGUUGGAUGCCUGGCCCUGGCUGGGCGAGUGUGAGAGGCAACUGGUCGAUGUGUCUCUCUCACAUCGAUGUUUUGCUCUCU